Lichtheimia ornata is the source of this 3078-nucleotide messenger RNA. RefSeq lists its product as uncharacterized. NCBI's taxonomy places the organism in Eukaryota, Fungi, Mucoromycota, Mucoromycetes, Mucorales, Lichtheimiaceae. Bases 1 to 3078 code for a protein of 1025 amino acids. The transcript is spliced from 23 exons. Gene Ontology annotation, cellular component: cytosolic [4Fe-4S] assembly targeting complex. The record is from RefSeq and is a predicted model, not a curated record. Gene Ontology annotation, biological process: iron-sulfur cluster assembly.
AUGGAUUCCAUUGAGCGAGAAGUUACGAACUAUAUGAUAUCGACUGGCACAACGUCGCCAGAGAGCAUUCAAUGCGCCGAGAAUAUCGUCAAUGCUGUCAACAGCAAUUCAGUGCAGGCCAAUUUGCUACAACUUAUUCAAUCCAUGGGAGAGUAUCUAACGAACGACGACGAUCACGUACGAGCAAAAGCUAUUGGGCUUCUUUCACAUACGCUCCACAACUGUAACCACGACAGUAUCAAUGAUGCAGCAGUUUCCGUCCUUGUCGACUUUUAUUGCGAAAGACUCACUGACAAGACGUGUAUCCCGAAUCUACUCGAAGGUUUGAUUGCCUUGACUCAAGCCGACAAUUUCCGAGGAACAAAUGCAGUGACAACAGCAACACGGAUAUUUGAGCGCGUUGAUGUUCAAAGACAUCCUCAGGCAACGAGAAACAUGGUAUUCCGCAUCUUUGAAAAUCUACUUGAGAGACAUGCAACAGCGCUUAGAGCAAUCAACAACGAAUUCGUCUAUGGAUUUGCACAAGCAAUGGAUGGAGAAAAGGAUCCUCGUAAUUUGAUGAGUGCAUUCAAGUUGGUGAAGGACAUUAUCGACAACUUUGAUAUUAGUGCUCACGUGGAGGAUGUUUUCGAAGUGACUUUCUGCUACUUCCCCAUCACAUUCAAGCCCCCACCAGAUGAUCCUUAUGGUAUUACAGCCGAUGAUUUGAAACAAAGCCUAAGACAAUGCUUGUCCGCUACUGGAUUAUUCGCCAAGCUCGCCGUUCCGCUUAUCCUUGAAAAGCUGACAUCAACCUCCGGAAGUGCAAAGAAAGAUUCCAUGGAAACCAUUGCAGCAUGUGCUCCAGUGUAUGGCUCAGCCGCAUUGCUACCUGUGAUUGAUGACAUUUUCGAUUCGCUCAAAGUCGAGGUUUUCCAUUCAACAGAUCCCGCAUUGGAAGAUAGUGCACUUUUGGCAAUCCAAAACAUUGUGGCAGCUCUAAGCGUUGAUGCUGAUGGAACGGCUGUUGAUCCUACUGAGAAGACAUUGAAGCCGCUUGUUGUGGAAUGCAUCGCCAAUCUUAAAGAGCCCGAGAUGAAGAACGCCAAACCAGCAGGUCGUAUUCUUCGUGCAGCUGCUACUGGAUCUCGCAUUGUAUGUGCCUCGAUUGUCAAUUCUGUUGCACCAUUACUUCUUCGCCAGUAUCGUGAAACUGAUAUUGCUACCAGCCGCAAAACUAUCAUGGACGUCAUUUUGGAAUUCUUCGAAGCGAGCACAGCCCUCUAUGGAUCUAUGGAUGGCGAUGUUGAUAUGGAUCAAACAGAGGAAACACCUUUGUUGGAGUACAAGGAUCGAUUUUUCGCCAUGUUCGAGUCUGCGCUUAUGUCAUCCAACGAAUACAACGGCUUACGACUUUCUGGACUCAAGGGCUUAGAGCUUAUGGUUUUGUCAAGAAACUAUCUUUCAGCUAACGAGCUCGGUAUUGCUGUUCAAUCCUUUAAUAAGAUUCUGCUCGAUGAAAGCGAUGAGGAAUUAAGGACGGCUGCCCUUGCGUCUUUGAAAGAGAUCUGCAAGAUUGAUACCACAUAUCUUGUUGAGCAAACCAUUCCUGCAUUGGUCACCCAGCUUCCCGAGUCCGCAGCGCAACAAGGUGCUAUUGGUUACAAUCAACUAUUGGGUGCUAUCAAGAGUCUAUGUCCCACCCCAGCCCUCUUUGCAAGCGUUGUGCCUUUGCUUUUGCAAAAGUUUGAUGUCGUUUGCAAAAAAGAUCAACAACCAGGCUACCCAUGUGCAAUUCUCAAGGCUCUUUUGAAUAUCUUACGCUUGAAGGUCCAGGAUAAGCAUACUGACAUUGCAACAUGCAUCCAAACCGUGGUGCCCCAUUUGAUUACAAGCGUUGUUCAAGCAUCACUCAAUGCCGACAGCAACCAGCUUAUCCUUUCGAAGGACAUUUUGAAAGACAUUGCUCUUAUCAUUAUGAUCGUGUUUGAAUCACUGGAUUCAAGUGCACAAAAGACGCACCUGGAUAGCAUGUUCAAGUUGUAUCUCGAAGGUGAUCUUGCUCAAAUUGGUAUUUCGGCAGGUGUAUUCCAACCAUUCAACACUGCCUCCCCAGACAUACAAAAAGACACAAGCCCGUUGUUUGCAGCUGUGGUGGCUGCAUGCAGGAAAGAUGUUGUUUACCCCGUGGCUUCGAUGGAUGGUUUUAUCAGUCAGCUAAUUGACAUUGCCUUGGAUACUACCAAUGAAAGUUUGCACACAUCGUCUGUGAGAAUGAUUGGAUCCGUGGUCAACAAAUGGAAGGAUGCACAAACCCUCUCGGUGCUUAUCAAAUCCGUUGUUGCCAAUUUGGAGAGUAUAAUUUCGAAGGAUCACAAGCAAGCUCGCAAUGCACUUUCAAUUUAUCUAUGGAUCACCAAAGCACUUGUGCUUCAAGCUUCUACGCUCGGCUACGAGUUGACCGAUAAGGUGAUUGGAUUAUGCAGCAACGAAUAUUUCGGCGGACAAGCUUCUCAAGGAUUUGACAUCAUCAUUGGUGAUGACGAGCUCGCCCUUAACAAGGCAUCUUUUGCGACCGUCAGGCUUUUAUACAAGCAACGAUUCUUCAAUCACUGCCUUCCAAAGUUGAUUGAUGGUUUACAAGCUGCUAAUGAUGAUAUCAAGCACAAUUAUCUUAUCGCCUUGUCCUACAUGCUGAAGAAUGUGCCAAAACAAAUCCUCCUCAAUGAAUUACCACCUCUCGUCCCUCUCCUCAUUCAAUCCUUGUCGCUGUCUGAUGCCACAUUGCGUGUCUCGACAUUGGAUACAUUCCGAUUGGCAGUUGCCGAAAUACCUGAAGCAGUCGCCCCGCAUGUCCGCUAUAUCCUCUCUGGUAUCUUGGAGCUCCUUGAUUCGAACAACCGACAAAACCCAAUUGAUGUGCGCGUUGCAGCCUUGAAAUGCUUGGGACAAUUCCCUGAAUCUCUUUCUUAUGAUGUACUUCGACCUCAUUUAUCCUAUGUAACGAAGCAGUUGGUGAAGCCAUUGGAUGAUCGGAAACGUUUGGUGCGUCGUGAAGCAGUAGAAUGUAGAGCUAAAUGGUACGCCAUUGCUGCGUAA